AGAGCUUUCGAAAAGCACAUUGGCGAGUACGUCGAUGACAGCUGGACCUGUAAUCUUAUUACCUGCGCAUUCAGCGGAUUUGUAUGCGCCCUAGGCAUAAAUUACACAGGAAUGUACGCAAACCCUCUGGUUGCUUGGGCUUGUACGUUCAAUUGUGAGGGCUUAACGCAUGCUGGCCACUUACUCGUCUACUGGCUUAGCCCUCUUAUAGGAUGGUACCUGGCUGAGGUUGGCCUUUCGAGAACGACGUUGAAGACCGAGUAG
Molecule: messenger RNA, 264 nt
Organism: Ostertagia ostertagi
Lineage: Eukaryota; Metazoa; Nematoda; Chromadorea; Rhabditida; Trichostrongylidae
Source: the annotation of a GenBank genome assembly